Molecule: messenger RNA, 402 nt
Organism: Trachymyrmex cornetzi
Lineage: Eukaryota; Metazoa; Arthropoda; Insecta; Hymenoptera; Formicidae
Exons: 3
Coding region: 1-402 (133 amino acids)
Source: RefSeq, a predicted model, not a curated record
AUGAGUGAUUUAAAAAAUGAAUACUUUCUGGACGAGAGCGUUAAUGAAGAUAAUGUAGAUAUAGAGUUAAUAAGGCUUGUAAAAGUUAAUCUAGGGCUCUGGGACAAGAGUUCUAAGAAGUACAGUAAUAUUUUAGAAAGAGACAUGGCCUGGGAGUCUGUAGUAUCACUUUUGCCAAUUGAAAUGACAGGGACUGAUGCAGCAAAAAGGUUUCGCACAUUGCAAACUACAUUUGGUCGCUACUAUAAAAAAGUAAGGGAAUCUCAACCUAGAUCUGAUGCUGGGUCAAACUGGCCCAUUUAUCAGCCAGAUUGGCCGCUUUAUGAGGAGCUGCUCUUUCUGAUUGACGUCAUAAAACCACGUCUCAUACAAAGUCAAAUACAUUUGCUAAGUCAGUAUUGA